AUGGUGCAAGAUGUUCCUGCUCGCCACACAGCUCCGGUGCCGACUGCCUCGCGUCACACUCAACAGCAUGAUGCGUGGCUCCUAACCCAGAAUGAGGAUGAUGGCGGCAGGACUAGGAUGGAUCGCACCCCUCGCGAGUUCCUUGUAGCGAAGGUGCUGGUGUUCCGUCCUAAUCGCCGCCUGCAUCGCGCGAGCUCCAAAGGUGCUGCCCAGUUACCCCAUGAGCGGCAGGGUGGGUCCCGCCAUCAGGGUCGCAAGCGCGCGGGAGAUGGAGGAGGAUGCGAGAAGCUGGCAGGGACGUCAGGGGAGGAGGGAAAUGGAGCAGCAACGAGAUCCGGUGGCGGGAGCGGUGAAGACUAUUCCGUCCCAUCACCGCUGGUUGGUGCUUGA
Molecule: messenger RNA, 390 nt
Organism: Linum trigynum
Lineage: Eukaryota; Viridiplantae; Streptophyta; Magnoliopsida; Malpighiales; Linaceae
Source: the annotation of a GenBank genome assembly